Messenger RNA from Daldinia caldariorum, 1956 nucleotides. Its product is annotated as phosphatidylserine decarboxylase. The transcript has 3 exons. Gene Ontology annotation, cellular component: mitochondrion. Gene Ontology annotation, molecular function: phosphatidylserine decarboxylase activity. Gene Ontology annotation, biological process: phosphatidylethanolamine biosynthetic process. Bases 108 to 1715 code for a protein of 535 amino acids. The record is from RefSeq and is a predicted model, not a curated record. NCBI's taxonomy places the organism in Eukaryota, Fungi, Ascomycota, Sordariomycetes, Xylariales, Hypoxylaceae.
AGAACUAGGUAGCCAUUUUUAUUUUAUUAGCGUAUACCUAGGUCUUUUUUUCCUCCCCCGGAAAUUUUAAAUGAGACGAUUAUAAAGAUCUUAAAGAGACAUAAGACAUGUCAAUGGCAAGUCUAUGCUCGGCGUCUGCCCGAGGGCACACACCGGCUCUAAGUCUCCAGUUAUCGCCAUGCAUGCUUCGACAAACGUAUACAGCCGUGUCAGGACGGUCGACCAAACAUUUUGCAACGACGUCUAGGGCAUGUUUUCAUCAUGCGUCGCAAAGAUACCAAAAUAGCCAACGUUUUGGGUCUAGACUACGAAGUGCUCUGAAAGACACGAAGGUCAAGUGGUAUCCUAUACCUGUUGGCUUAGGAAUUGGAUUUCUCGGUCUUGUGCAGUUCUAUAAGACCCAGGCCCGCGAGAAGGAGAGACUAGAAAAGGAAGCUUCCGAAAGCAACGAGCCUGGUGUUCGCCCUAAGAAGCGAGCGCGAGUGCGACCAGACGGCCCAUGGCAAGUACAGGUAAUGUCAACUCUGCCUUUAAAGGCAAUGUCGAGGUUAUGGGGCAAGUUCAACGAGAUCCCUAUCCCUUACUAUCUACGAAUACCUGGCUUCAAACUAUAUGCCUUCAUAUUCGGCGUCAACUUGGAUGAAGUAUCCGAGCCAGACCUCCGCGCAUAUCCUAAUCUCUCGGCUUUCUUUUACCGAACGCUAAAACCUGGUGUUCGGCCCCUGGACCCGAAUCCUAACGCGUUGCUAUCACCUUCCGAUGGACGUGUGCUGCAGUUUGGAAAGAUUGAGGGCAACGACAUCGAGCAGGUCAAAGGCAUGACAUAUACAGUUGAUGCGCUACUGGGUAAGAACACGCCUACGUCUAGCUUGUCCGGUAAAGAGAACGAUGUGCCCGAUCAAUCUUCUACGCCAACGCGCCGCGGCGAAGAAGUUAUCUCGUCGGACGAGGAAUUCGCGCGGGUAAACGGAAUAUCGUACACUCUACCUAAUCUUCUAUCCGGGUCGGACAAGACCCACGAGACGCCCAGCAAGAAGCUAGGCGACCAAGCCGCCAUCCCGUCUAGCCCUGGUGCUGUUUCUGAGGUACGAGCGGACUUGGCCCUUGGAGAAAAGCCUUGGUAUGCGCUCCUAUCUCCGGAUAACAGGACAGCUCUCUACUAUGCAGUCAUAUACUUAGCUCCGGGCGACUACCAUCGAUUCCACUCACCAGCGAACUGGGUGGUAGAGCGACGGCGGCAUUUUGCGGGUGAGCUAUACUCCGUAUCGCCGUACCUGCAACGCACCUUACCCGGCUUAUUCACGCUAAAUGAGCGCGUGGUGCUCCUCGGGCGUUGGCGAUGGGGCUUCUUCAGCUUUGUGCCCGUAGGCGCAACAAACGUCGGUUCCAUCACCAUCAACUUCGAUCGCGAACUACGAACUAACUCACUCCUAACCGACACGGCGGCCGACCGCGCCGCCGAAGAAGCUGCCGCUCGUGGCGAGCCCUACGUCGGCUUUUCCGAGGCCUCGUAUGCGGCGGCUAGUAAAGUCUUGGGUGGCUAUGCUCUACGCCGCGGUGACGAGAUAGGCGGCUUCAAGCUCGGCAGCACCAUCGUGCUCGUCUUCGAAGCCCCAGUUGCCGAGAACCCCGGUGCAAAGCGAGGGUUCACCUGGGCUGUGGAGAAGGGACAGAAGGUCAAAAUGGGCCAGGCGUUGGGGUAUAUUGAAGAGUAGAGUUUUUGUAUAAGGAGCGCUGUGGAUGGAUGGAUGAAUGAUGUAUAUAUGUUGGUUAUGCAUGUAUCUGCACCAAACUAGCCAGCUGCUAAUCUAGCCGCUGUGGUAUGUAUAUCUCCACGAUAAUACAAAUGAGUAAAAUGAAGUCCAGAUACAGGCUACAGGAGUAGAAGAGAGAGGUGAUAUGUUACUUGCAUUUAUGAAUAGCAGGCCGAUGUCAGAUCGGGAAUUUACCUCUUUA